This is a messenger RNA of Podarcis muralis (Common wall lizard), 2396 nucleotides long. The record is from RefSeq and is a predicted model, not a curated record. Lineage: Eukaryota; Metazoa; Chordata; Lepidosauria; Squamata; Lacertidae.
AUAUUCCCUGUCUUACCUUAACAGCACAUGUUAAUUUAUCAUUCAUAGCUAUACCCCACACCUCUUUAUCCCAUUCUUCCAUUUUAUAUGCUGCUUGCCCCAUUCACUUCCUAGCUAGAAUAAUUUUUGUCAGUAAAUUUGUGAGUCCUUCAUACCCCGUGAACCUGCUGCCCCACUGGGGUGGAAAAUUCUAGAAAUUUGGAUUCUAUGGGCCACACUAAACAGGCUGAGCCUUCGGUGACUGGGUGUAGCAGAGGUGCAUGUAUAAAAUCUACUUUUCACAGCCCCAGAGUCAGAGGAAGUGGGAGAAAGGCUAUGAAUAAGACAAGACGUGUGACGGCGGUCAAGAGCUGUUGGCCACAGGCCAGACCACAAGCAUUUACAACAUGCUUUGCAUCAAAUAAGCUGACAUUUGGGGGGGUGAAGAGGGUGGAGGACUUGCUUACAGACUUGUGUAUAUAUAUAUAUAGAUAUAAAAUCACAUUGUCAGAGGCAAAUGUUUGAAGCUUUCUUAUUCCAGGAACUUAGGCUGGGUACAGAUUUAUACCUUCAAAUCACAUUUGAAGAACAUUCCUUCCAAGAAUUCAGGGCGCUGUAAUUUGCUAAGGGUUUCCUCAGGUUUGUGACUCUGUGAGAGGGGAAGGGAAUAAUUUGAGGCAGAUUGUCCGGGAUUUCUCAGUCAGGGACAUGCAAGCCAUGGUUAAUGGGAAGAGAGGAAUGAAAUGAGAAGUGAAAUUAGGAAGUGGAGAAAGAUUGCCAGCCUUGCCUCUUUUCCCGUGAAAAAGGCAUUGGCUUCAAGGACACUUUUUUCAAGCCCUCCCUCUGCUUCUCCUCCACGUCACCACUUCUUGCUCUUUACGUGUCACAGAGCUGCCCCCAAAAAAACCUGUUUCCAAAAAUAAGCACAAAAGAGAAAGCGAGGACCACAAGCCAGCAUGAGGACUGUUUCAUCCUGUGCAAAAUAGCUGCGCCUCCAUCCGGUGUGCCGCUGUGUGUAUUGUGCUUGAUAACUGUAAAUGAGUGUUUGUGUUUUUCAAAGAUCUUUUGUCAUCCCCCAUUGACUUUAAAAAGCCCCAACUUCCCUAUGUUCCCUAUGGUAGGUGCUAACGUGCUCAGCAUUUUAUCAGUUACCCAAUUUCUCUCAGCUUCCACAUUUGCAUUUGAGAGUGGCCAUGACAGCUUCUGCAGAGCUGCUCAGUGCUGCAAGGCAUGCUGGGAACUCUUCUUGAGGCCACGCUGGUGGUCAGCCCCGUUUGACACCAGUGGCGCACCCAGAAUGCUCAGCAACGCCACUGUGUUUCUUCUCAGUGUGUUUGGAAAGAAGAUUACUGUUGCAGAUGCAUCAGCUCAGUGUUGCUGCUGAAGCCGCUUCUUCUAAACUCAGACUUUGAAGCAUGAAGCAAAUUGGCCAUCUCUUUGUCCUCCUGGCCUCAUUUUCGGCUCCUUCCUGGAUGACGGCCCUUGCAGAUACUGUGACUGCACAUCCAUCAGGCCUUUGGCUGUCUCUUUCACCUCCACACAACACUUUUGCUCGAGGAGAAUUGGCUUCAUUAAUAUGCUCCCUCCCAGAAGGACAGAGGGCAACGGGGUUCUAUUUCUAUGCAAAGAGAGGAGGUGUACUAGUCAUGUAUGGACAACAGGCGGAAAAUAUCUUGGAGGUUUCCACAAAAUACCUGGAAACAAACAAAACAUUUGUCUGUGCUUACCUGGGGGGAAAGAGUUCAGGAGGACUCUUCCUGUCUUCGCUGAGUAACGAGGUUGUGCUGUCCAUCACUGACCUUCCUCGUGCUCCAGUUUUCUCUGUUUCUCCAAAGAAGGAUGUCUAUACAAGUGGGGAAUCUGUGGAACUCAAGUGCUCAUCUUCUGAAACCCGUAAUUUAUCAAGGACCCAGUUUUUCAGGGACCAUCAGGAUCUGCAUUCAGUCAAGCCCUCCUCUCCCUCCUCUCUGAACAACGUCACACACACCCUACGCCUUGCUAUUCAAGAUGAUGGAGAUUACUCCUGCAGGUACCACAUUGUGGAAUCCGGGCGAGAGAUCGCAUCCAGAGAGAGCAACUCCAUCAGGAUUUCGGUUCUGCCUCCACCAGCUCCAGAGCUGUCCAUCAUCCCUCCAAGACAGACCUUUCUCCAGGGACAACGGAUCACGUUGAAAUGCUCCCACCCGGAAGGGCAGCUGGCAGCCAAGUUCUUCUUUUAUGAAAUGAAGGCAGAACGUGGGUGGACUAAACUCCAAGAACAGUUCGAUAAUACCCUGGAAAUCACUGCAGAAUUUCAGGAAAUAAAUAAAUCAUUUGUUUGUGCCUACAUGGAAGAAAGCAGUGCAAGACAACUCUCUGUCCAGAGUAACCGCAUUGAGUUUUCUAUCACGGUGAGGAAAGUUCUGCUAGUUCAUUAA